AUGUCUGCUGCUGUGCUAAAGAAGGCAGAGUCAGACAAGAAGGCUGUUGAGGACAAGCUGGCUAAGGAAGAGGUUGCUCGGGAAAAGGCGAAGAAGAGGGUUGAGGAGGCGCUAAUGAAUAAGGAGGAGGAGUUGGAGGCGGAGAAGAAGAGGUCAGCCGAUCUUGAGGCAUCUUGGGCGCCGACGACGGAGGAAUCCGAUGACAUAUCCGUGCUGAAGUCCAGGGCCGAGAUGGCUGAAGCUGGGUUCGACCGGGCUGUCGAACAGCUGAAGCUUCUGAACCCUGGGUUGAAGGUGGACAACAUCGGGCUCUCGUCGAGGAUCGUGGAUGGACAAUUGUUGCCCGACUCUCCGGCCGAAGAUGAAUGA
Messenger RNA from Vicia villosa (hairy vetch), 369 nucleotides. RefSeq lists its product as uncharacterized. The coding region runs from base 1 to 369 and encodes 122 amino acids. The record is from RefSeq and is a predicted model, not a curated record. The transcript has a single exon. Lineage: Eukaryota; Viridiplantae; Streptophyta; Magnoliopsida; Fabales; Fabaceae.